CAACAUUCUAUUACUACAAGACAGCAUUUUUUGAGCCUUGAAAGUAUCCUUUUUAGAGCCUGCUUUGGAGGGAGAUUACUCUCUCUCUCUCUCUCUCAACUUAAACCCUAGUUUGCUUCCAAACUAGUUUCACAUUCUUGCAUUGCACACUCCUCCUCUUCUCUUUGUAAUUGAUAUCAUUUGCGCACACACAGAUAUAUCUCAAUGUUAUAUACUGAUUCUACAAAGCAACCUAGUUCAGAUCUGUUCCUCACUUGCCACCUCCUCAAAAUCAUAGCUUUUUACUAUAUGCAUCAUAAUAUGAUCUGGGUAUAAUUUAAUUAAAGGGGUUGCUGAUUUCUUGAUUUUUGAACUGAUUUUCAAGAAUUUUCAAGAUUGGAUUUUUAUGUCGAAAAUGAGUGGGGGGGUUAUUGGGAAUGGAAGAAAUGGUGGGUUUGAUCCGAGCAAUCUUCAUUUGAAGAAGGAGCUUACUCAAAUCAGGAAAGCUUCUAAGACACUUAAAGAUCCUGGCACAACUUCAACUUGGAGGUCUCCUUUGAGCUCAGGUAGAUCUUUGUCUGUUGUCGCGAAUACGAGUUCUUUGUCUACUGGAAAUAAUCAUUAUUAUCAUCAUUAUAGGAAUAAUAGUAAUGGGAAUGUAAUUAAUGGAGAUGAUAAUAAUUUUGAGGUGCCUUUGGAAGCUGGAACUAGUAAUGGUAGUAGUGGUAAGGGGAAGGAAAAAGGGAUUUUUUUGUAUAAUUGGAAAGCUCAGAAAUCGGAGCAUGAAGAUAGUAUCGAAUCUAGAAAUAAAAAAGUUAGGCAUAGGGGAGAUAGUGAGGUUACUGCAGAUGAUGAUGAGACUGAGGAUGGGGAUGGGUUGUCUUCGUUGUUAGGAGAGAGUGUUGAUAAUAGCAUGAGUGAUGCUCGGAAUGGUGGGGGUGACUCAAAAAGUGAUACUUAUAUAGGGGAUAAGUAUGCUUCAAUAUUGCACAAGUAUAGAAACACAAAUCUAACACCAUCCGGUAAGAGGAAUUCGGUGAAGAAAAAAGUGAAGAAUGCACAUUCUGCCGCUUUAUGGAAACGCCAGCGGCAGCAGAAUGUGCUUAGUAGGAGUUCAAAGCCGGGAUCAGGACCAGUGCCUUUGAAUCUGAGGCGGGAAGACUCAUUAGAUUUAGUUGACCAGUCUGAUGAUACAGGUGAAUACUUUAAUUCUGAGGAUUUACGACGCUACUCAGCAGAAUCACCAUUGCUGGCACGGCUUAAGUCGUCGAAAUUGUUGAGAGGCAGUCGGAAAGAGGACUCCGUCUACUCAUAUAGUACACCGGCAAUGUCUACACGUUCUUUAAAUUUGUAUGGUAUUAGGAAUCCAAGCACUGUUGGGUCUUGGGAUGGUACUACAGCAUCUUUUAAUGAUGGGGAUGAUGAGCUCGAUGAUCAUUUCGACUCAGCAGGUCAGCAGGGAUGUGGGAUACCAUGUUAUUGGUCUAGAAGGAGCACACCAAAGCAAAGAGGGACGUGUAGGAGCUGUUAUUCACCAUCACUUUCUGAUACUCUUCGAAGAAAAGGAAACAACAUUUUGCGUGGAAGCCAAAGCAUGUAUAGUAGGCGACGUCAUGGAUUCUCUUUAAGUUCCAGCAAGAAGAGAGGAUCUAGGACUGCUCAAGGCCUGGUUCCUUUGUUAAGUAGUAGUGGUGAGGGCAUGGGUGGAUCAUCACUAGGAAAUAGCAAUGAUGAGCUCUCAACAAACUAUGGAGAGCUUGAUUUAGAGGCAUUAAGUCGUUUGGAUGGAAGAAGGUGGUCAGCAAGCUGCAGGAGUGAAGAAGGGUUGGAACUAGUAGCUCUAAAUGGGGAAAGGGAUUCAGAAAGCACUCCCGAGAAUCUAAGAAGCCUAAGCCAGAAGUACAGGCCAGUAUUUUUUGAAGAAUUGAUUGGCCAGAAUAUUGUUGUUCAAUCCCUGAUGAAUGCGAUUCCGAGGGGGAGGAUUGCUCCUAUUUAUAUUUUUCAAGGUCCUCGUGGAACGGGAAAAACGUCGACUGCAAGGAUUUUUUCUGCUGCUCUAAAUUGCCUUGCCAAGGAUGAAACUAAGCCUUGUGGGGUCUGCAGGAGUUGUGCGGACUUUGUUUCUGGAAAGAGUAAGAAUCUUAUAGAAGUUGAUAGCUCCAAUAAGAAAGGCAUUGGAAAAGUUAGGUAUCUCUUGAAAACCUUGUUUGCCGGCCCACCAUCAACCUUUUCCCUUUAUAAAAUUUUUGUUAUUGAUGAGUGUCACUUAUUACCUGCAAAGACAUGGUUAACUUUUCUAAAGUUUCUUGAAGAACCACCUCCACGUGUCGUGUUAAUAUUUAUAACAACUGAUAUUGACAAUGUUCCGCGUGCUGUUCUGUCGCGGAGUCAAAAGUACAUUUUUAACAAAAUCAAAGAUGGUGACAUUGUGUCAAGGUUGAGAAAGAUUGCAGCUGAAGAGGAUUUAGAUGUUGAAACAGAUGCAUUAGAUCUGAUUGCUGUAAAUGCAGAUGGUUCUCUUCGAGAUGCAGAAACUAUGUUAGACCAGUUGACUUUGUUAGGGAGAAGAAUUACCACAUCUCUGGUCAAUGAGCUUGUGGGUGUUGUAUCUGAUGAGAAACUCCUUGAAUUAUUGGAGUUAGCCAUGUCCUCCGAUACAGCAGAAACAGUGAAAAGAGCGAGAGAGAUGAUGGACUCGGGGAUCGAUCCGAUGCUAUUAAUGUCCCAGCUGGCAGCCCUUAUUAUGGAUAUAAUAGCUGGAACUUACCACAUUGUUGAUGCUAAAGGCAUUGAUUCGUUCAUUGGUGGAAGAAGUUUGAAUGAAGCUGAACUGGAAAGAUUGAAAAAUGCUUUAAAACUUCUCUCUGAGGCUGAGAAGCAUUUGAGGGUUUCAAGUGAAAGAUCAACAUGGUUCACUGCAACCCUUUUGCAGCUAGGAUCUGUACCUUCACCAGAGCCCACUCAGUCAGUAAGCAGUAGGAGACAGAGCUCUAGAACAACUGAUGAGGAUCCAUCCAGCACUUCUAAAGAAGUUAUUACCCAAAAGCUGAAGCCUGAUAGUCAGUACACAUCACGGAGGUCAACCUCUCCAAUGUCCUUACAUAAUAAAGCUACUCACCGAAAUUCAGCCAGUCAAGAUGAUCCACUUGAUUUAAAUUCAAAGCCAGCUUACAGCCAAUAUCUGAAUGGCAAUUCAUUGAGUACCUCACAUGGAAAGUUUGGGGCUGAAACGACAAAGUCAAAUAUGUUGGAUGAUAUCUGGAUCCGAUGCAUUGAAAGGUGCCAUUCGAAGACGCUGAGACAAUUACUCCAUAAUUAUGGCAAGCUUGUAUCUAUUUCCGAAGUUGAAGGUGCUUUUGUCGCAUAUAUUGCAUUCACCAAUAGUAAUAUUAAACUCAGAGCUGAAAGAUUUCUUAGCAGCAUUACAAAUUCAUUGGAAAUUGUUCUCCGACGCAAUGUAGAGGUUAGAAUUGUACUUUUACCAGAGGAUGAUCCGUGCAUAAAUAGUGAAAGACAAGUGGCUUUAGUUGAUCCAAUGGUCAAGCAGCACGAAGCACAGGUCCCGUUAAAUCUGCCAAGAGGAAGCUUCAACGAUCCUGAUGUUAUGCUGGUUAGAAAAUUACACUCAAAUUCAGAAUCAGCAUCCCUGCAAGUUGAGAAUGUUGAAUUAAAUGGACCAAAAGACAGAGAGCCUGAAAUUCCUGCAAAGAGAAUAGAGUCAAUUAUCCAUGAACAGAGAUUAGAAACGGCAUGGCUGCAGACUGCAGAAAAAGGCACUCCUGGAACGCUGAAUCGUUCAAAACCAGAGAGGAAUCAAGUCCUGCCUCAAGAUGGCGUCUACCAUCAAAAUCAGAUGGAUUUUACGGAUCCUGCAAGCUUGACCUCCCAGCAUUGGGAAGAUGAGUUGAAAGAUGAAAUUAGUGCUUUGAAGAUUUAUAAUGGAAAAGAUGCUACCCAGAAAGGUCAAGUUGGGAAAAAAAGUGAUCAUUAUCCGAUGUCGCCAAGCUUAUUGCACAAUAGCAGCUACGCCAGCAAUUUCAGUAAGGAAGCCAUGGGGUAUGAAUCAAGCUCAGGAGCUGGAGGUUGCAGUGGGCUUUUCUGUUGGAAUAACCACAAACAUCAUAUGAAGGGGAAGAUUAAGCAAAGAGCUCCUGUGAGAAAGCAUAAAGGUGGUCGAUUUUUGUGUUUAGGAGAGUGUGCAAAGUCCUCAAAAUCAGAUGAAAACAUUAGAAGAUAAUAUAGAAGAGCUUAAUAUGAUAUUCAGGAAUUUACUGUCAGUUAUCUUGAAUUUCAUGUUCAUCCUCCCCCCUUGUGUAUGUAUGUUAUGUGCUAGACAUUUUAUGGAUAUGAGAAGAUGAAGACUAAUACAGUGUAAAGUUUUAUGAGCUUCUGCAA
Messenger RNA from Daucus carota subsp. sativus, 4374 nucleotides. Its product is annotated as protein STICHEL. Gene Ontology annotation, molecular function: ATP hydrolysis activity; ATP binding; DNA-directed DNA polymerase activity. Lineage: Eukaryota; Viridiplantae; Streptophyta; Magnoliopsida; Apiales; Apiaceae. The transcript is spliced from 7 exons. Bases 386 to 4216 code for a protein of 1276 amino acids. Gene Ontology annotation, cellular component: nucleus; DNA polymerase III complex; DNA replication factor C complex. Gene Ontology annotation, biological process: DNA-templated DNA replication; DNA repair. The record is from RefSeq and is a predicted model, not a curated record.